CCUGGUGCUUCACAAGCCGAGUUGCAGGGACCAUGUACAGAAUGUCUCCCAUUCAGCCCUGGCUGGAGGCGCUAGAUAAAAGGCCGGGCGAACGGACGAUGACGGACGUGCAGUACGUGGCCGAACUACUGAGAAGUAUCGCCACGCUCCGAGACCUUCCUCACGAGCUGAUCCUCGACCUGGCCAGCUGCGCCUACCUGGAGGACCUCGAGGAGGGGGUCACACUGUUUCGUCAGGGUGACCGCGGCACUAACUGGUACGCCGUGCUCUCCGGCUCCGUCUCUGCCUUCCCGUCUCGCGACGCCACCGACAAACUCAGACAGGUUAGUGACGAGACGAAAGCUACCGAUUGCUACGACAAGCCAGUGAGGAGACGAAAACUGCCGGUAAGCUGCCAGUGCCAAGCUUGA
This is a messenger RNA of Amphibalanus amphitrite, 410 nucleotides long. Its product is annotated as rap guanine nucleotide exchange factor 4-like. Gene Ontology annotation, molecular function: cAMP binding. Lineage: Eukaryota; Metazoa; Arthropoda; Thecostraca; Balanomorpha; Balanidae. The record is from RefSeq and is a predicted model, not a curated record. The coding region runs from base 33 to 410 and encodes 125 amino acids. Gene Ontology annotation, biological process: spermatogenesis. The transcript has 3 exons.